AUGGCAAACCAGAAGAAAUACAAAGGAGUACGUUGCAGAAAAUGGGGGAAGUGGGUGUCAGAAAUCCGAGUUCCUGGAACCAAAGAACGUCUUUGGUUGGGCUCCUACUCUACACCUGAGGCCGCAGCUGUGGCGCAUGAUAUAGCAUACUAUUGUCUACGAGGACCGUCAUUGCUACAUAAUCUUAACUUUCCUUCUAUAUUACCUGCCACUGCUCAAACUGGCUUAUCGCCAAGGUCGAUACAAAAGGCCGCCUCGGAUGCUGGAAUGGCCAUCGAUGCCCAAUUCACCAUUAGAUGUCCAUCAAAAGACAAGGUAAAGGUGAAUGAAGUUUGGUCAAAUGGGGAGGAUAGCUCUGGAUCAUGGGAGGCAAGUGUGAUGAGAGAAGGGGAGGCUUUAAACAUUUCCGUUGAAGAUUAUAUUUAA
Molecule: messenger RNA, 426 nt
Organism: Ilex paraguariensis (yerba mate)
Lineage: Eukaryota; Viridiplantae; Streptophyta; Magnoliopsida; Aquifoliales; Aquifoliaceae
Source: the annotation of a GenBank genome assembly